This is a messenger RNA of Mustela erminea (ermine), 853 nucleotides long. RefSeq names its product keratin-associated protein 11-1. The transcript has a single exon. Lineage: Eukaryota; Metazoa; Chordata; Mammalia; Carnivora; Mustelidae. The record is from RefSeq and is a predicted model, not a curated record. Gene Ontology annotation, cellular component: keratin filament. Gene Ontology annotation, molecular function: structural molecule activity. The coding region runs from base 35 to 496 and encodes 153 amino acids.
UUCAGCAAGUUACCCGCAGCUCUCUGUCUACACCAUGUCCUACAACUGUUCUACAAGAAACUGCUCUUCCAGGCCUAUUGGAGGACACUGCACUGUCCCCGUGGCUCCGGCUGCCACAGCUUCUUCCCAAGAUGCUGACUGUCUGAGUGGCAUCUAUUUGCCCAGUUCCUUCCAGACUGGCUCCUGGCUCCUGGACCACUGCCAGGGGUCCUCCUGUGAGUCCAACGCUUGCCAGCCAACCUGUUACCAGUCCAGUCCCUGCGUCUCCAGCCAUGGACAGGUGACCUGCUCUCGGCAAACCACCUGUGUCUCCAAUCCUUGCUCAACCACCUACAGCCGGCCACUCACCUUUGUUUCCAGUGGCUGUCAGCCCCUGGGGGGCAUCUCCACUGGGUGCCAACCCAUGGGAGGAGUCUCCACUGUCUGCCAACCAGCCUGCGGUUACUCCAGGACGUACCAGCGGUCCUGCAUGUCCAGCUGUCGAAGAACUUGCUAAGUGUGUAGGAGCCAGUGAGCGAAUCAAGACUCCAGGACCUGCCAGCGGUGUUUCCAGGCUCGUCCAGCGUGCUGCCUGUCCCUGAACAACUCUUCAUUGCUGACCACUGUUCUGACUGCUUGGCCGCUAGCUCUGAAGAAGCUGCCUCUGGCAAUCGAUGAUCUUUCUGGCUAGCACCAAGCUUCGUUUAAGGGUUGAUCACUGGUGUCGCAUAUGUCUCUGGAUGUUUCCAGAAACUUUACUUCCCGAACCCCUGUCUCUGGUGGUUUUGACAUGUUUUGACCUUGCUGCUGUGUCUUCUGGCUUCUGCUUUUGUGCCUCUGAGGAAGGGAACUUGUCUCGCUCUGUAUUUUCUCA